AGGAAGCGGCUCUGAUGUCAGCAGCGGCGGCCGCGGCGCGGCUCUGAGCGGCUCCCCUACCCCCGCCGCGGCCCCUCGCCCGCUGCUGCCGCCGGGGCGGGCGGAGGCGGCCGGCUUCGGCCCCCAGGGGCGCCCCCUUCCCUCCGCCGGGGACGCGCGGCCGAGGCGGCUCCCAGGCGCCGGAGAGGCCGCGGCCUAGGGCGGCCGGCGUAGCGCGGCGCGGUGCGGGAGGGCGCGGGAUGCAGAGCGGCGGCGCCGCCGGCGGGGCCCCCGCCCGCCGCCACUGAGGCCCGCGGCCGCCGCGGAUGCGGCCUCGCCCCGCGCGGCGGCGCCUCGGCCAGGCCCUCGCCGACCUGCGCCCGCGCGGAGGGCAGGAGCCGCCGCCGCGCCCCGACUAGCGCCGGCCCGGCCCACCGAGCGCGGCCCCCGGCCUGCCCUGGCCUCUCCUCCCCGAGGUGAAAGAGGAGGGAUGUCCGCUGCCGCCUCCGCUGAAAUGAUUGAAACCCCCCCCGUCCUCAACUUCGAAGAAAUUGACUACAAAGAGAUCGAAGUGGAAGAGGUUGUUGGAAGAGGAGCCUUUGGUGUGGUCUGCAAGGCAAAAUGGCGAGCUAAGGAUGUAGCCAUUAAACAAAUAGAAAGUGAAUCUGAAAGGAAAGCCUUCAUUGUAGAGCUUCGACAACUGUCACGAGUAAACCAUCCCAAUAUUGUCAAGUUAUAUGGAGCCUGUCUAAACCCAGUGUGUCUUGUUAUGGAGUAUGCUGAAGGAGGUUCUCUGUACAAUGUGCUGCAUGGUGCUGAACCUCUGCCUCAUUAUACUGCUGCACACGCAAUGAGUUGGUGUUUACAGUGUUCCCAAGGAGUGGCAUAUCUUCACAGUAUGAAACCAAAGGCCCUAAUUCACAGAGACCUGAAACCACCAAAUUUGCUCUUGGUAGCUGGGGGGACAGUUCUAAAGAUCUGUGAUUUUGGUACAGCCUGUGAUAUUCAAACACACAUGACCAACAAUAAGGGAAGUGCUGCUUGGAUGGCACCUGAAGUUUUUGAAGGUAGCAAUUACAGUGAAAAAUGUGACGUUUUCAGUUGGGGUAUUAUUCUCUGGGAGGUAAUCACCCGUAGGAAACCUUUUGAUGAGAUUGGUGGUCCAGCUUUCCGCAUAAUGUGGGCAGUUCACAAUGGUACUCGACCACCACUGAUCAAAAACUUACCUAAACCAAUUGAGAGUUUAAUGACCCGCUGUUGGUCCAAGGAUCCCUCACAACGACCUUCCAUGGAGGAAAUUGUUAAAAUAAUGACACACUUGAUGCGGUACUUUCCAGGAGCUGAUGAACCUCUGCAGUAUCCUUGCCAGUAUUCAGAUGAAGGGCAAAGCAACUCUGCCACUAGUACAGGUUCAUUUAUGGACAUCACUUCUACAAAUACAAGUAACAAAAGUGAUGCAAACAUGGAACCGAAUGACUUCCAAGGAGCUUCUACCAAUGACACUAUUAAACGUUUAGAAUCAAAAUUGGCACAGCAAAUGAAAAAUACAGCCAAGCAGCCAGGUGAUCCUGGCCGUUUGAGUUUACCACCAUCUCGUGGGAGCAGUGUGGAGAGCUUGUCAGAUGUUCGUGGGCGACCUCAGUCAGCCCUUGUUUCAGGAGAAGCCAAAAGGAUGAGUGCUGACAUGUCCGAAAUGGAAGCAAGAAUACCUUCUACCACAGCCUAUUCCAAGCCUAAACGAGGCCAUCGUAAAACUGCUUCAUUUGGCAACAUUCUGGAUGUCCCUGAGAUCAUCAUACCAGCAGGAAACGGACAGCAGAGGCGCAGAUCCAUUCAAGAUCUUACUGUUGCUGGAACAGAGUCCAGUCAGGAGAGUAGAAACAGCAGUAGAUCAUCUAGUCCUAGUGUGAGAAUGAUCACUACCUCGGGACCAACCUCUGAAAAGCCAACUCGUAAUCCAUGGACACCUGAUGAUGCAGAUAAAGCUUUCAUUGCUCUGACUUCUGGAAAGAAAUGCUACUUAGCUGCUCUUGGAGAUAGCGUAGUCUUUGAGGGCAACACCUUAGUUUCUCUACCACGACUACUCUGUGGCAGGUGCUUUUGGGGUAUGGAGACCAAUGGGUCAGAUAACUCCAUCCCAAUGGCAUAUCUUACAUUAGAUCAUCAGUUACAGCCUCUAGCACCAUGCCCGAACUCCAAAGAAUCUAUGGCUGUGUUUGAACAGCACUGCAAAAUGGCACAAGAAUAUAUGAAAGUUCAGACAGAAAUUGCAUUGCUGUUGCAGAGGAAGCAAGAAUUAAUAGCAGAACUGGACCAGGAUGAAAAAGACCAGCAAAAUACAUCCCGUCUGGUACAAGAACAUAAAAAGCUGUUAGAUGAAAAUAAAAGUCUCUCAACUUAUUAUCAGCAAUGCAAAAAACAAUUAGAGGUCAUCAGAAAUCAGCAACAGAAACGGCCAGGCACAUCAUGAUUUCCUGGGACCUUUCAAAUGAAAAAAAAUAUGCACAGAAAAGACUGAUUUUUUUUUUUAAUUGUUAUUAUUAUCCCUUAUUAUGACAACUCAUGAGUGUUAGCUUCUCGGUGUGAUCUGUAUUUGUCUGCUACACUUAACAUCAUUUAAUAUUUCCUUUUCCUACAGUGGACAUCUGAUUCAACAGGUUAAUGAGAUAAGGUGAGAAAACAGUGACUUGAAUUAACCAACAGCCCUCAGUAUAAAGCGAGAACAAUGGCUGUAUGCAUGCUCCUUGUGUGAAGGCUAGCCUAACAAGUGUUAAAGUGGCUGCUAAAUUGUAAGAUCUUGGUUUUAGUUUUUGGUGUUACCUCGAUAAGAGCAAAACAAAAACUUUCCUGUUUAAGAAUGGCUUUGUUCCAGUGUCUCAUCUCAAACAAAUUUGUCAUUAUUAUUUUCAGGACGUAAACAUGCACCAAGCUGCAGAGGUGAUGUUGGCUGACCAGUGUAAUUCAUGAUCCAUUAGUGAUGCCUUUUAUCUGUAGUCGUAGUGUAUUUUUUCCACCUGCAAAAUGGUAGUCAAACUGAUGCCAACAUCCUUGGUUCAGUGCUUGAUAGCCCUGCAUUUUGACUAAUAUAUUUGUUGUAAUCUUGCAUUCAUAAAAUAUUUGAAGUAAAACACUGUAUUUUCUUUACUUUCUUGGGGGGAAUUACAUACAGUUUCAUGUAGCUACUGGGCAGAAGUUAUGAAAGUGAUUCACUGGGUAAAAUUGAUCCCUUGUUUAGAAGAAACAAAAAUGUGCAAAAAUGUGUUUUAAGCCUUUAAAGCUUUUUGUAUCUGAAGCAUUCUUAAAAUGAAAUUCAGAAGGCAAAUUAACAUAAUUUUAAAUACUCCCUUCCUACCACUUCACGUGAAUUUUUUUCUUUACAACUUAUUUGCUGAACACUUGCCAUAAAUGCAAAUAAGUUUGUUCUGGAUAGGAAGAAAAAGGCUUGGGGAAAUGAAUUUAUUUUAAAUGGCAAAUUAUGAAAUGCAAUUGAGUAUGAAACUGUGGAAGUUGUUAAGAAAAUGAGGGAAAAGGCUUAGAUCUCCAUCAGGAACCUCAGUUGUUUCACUCAUUUGAGCAUAGCUCAAAGGAAGUCCAUCUCAGAAUGCCUGCUGCUGCCUUUGUGAAAGAAGAAUUGCAUUUAAUGAACUCAAGCAGAAUAUGUAAUGAUCAGUGUCGUUAUUUAUCAUUAUUACAUGGGAGAAAACAACUACAACUACUUGUUUACAUUGCACAUUGAUUAUUUGGUCUACAAGUUAACUUUUGACUGGUACUGAAAUUAGAUAUUUCUAAAUAGAGUAGAAAAUGAGUCCUUAUAUGAGCUCUUGGCACACUCAGGUGUCAGCAGGGCUUUAACAACAUUAUUUUGCAGAAGGAAAAUAAAAAUUUGAAAUUUAGCUGCUGAGCCCUCAAAAUAUGAGAGGUAAUAUGAACUUCGGUUUAGGCUUAUUUCAAAUUAAUAGUUAUUUAUGGGAACCCACGAGCAGAACUUAGAAGAAUGGUAGAAAUAUCACAGUAUUUUCCCCUUCCUGCAUACCUGAUAAUAAACAUCAAUACUCUUCUGCUUAUCUGUGAACAACAAAAAUGACCAACAGUUUACUGAACAGUGUCACUCUAUCUUGAAAAUGAAUCUGCUGUUGGCAAACUUUUAGGAGUAAGAAACAUGUCUCACUUUUACUUAAAUAAAGGAAGGGCUAUCAUUCCCAAAACCUUACCAGAUAAUUUGAUUAGUUAGAUGAAACUGAUAUUGGGAUCAACUUAAGGGCACACAUAUUUAUAGUAAAAUGUAAUUGGUGGAGAAAAUAACUGUAGUAUUAGGAAUAGCACAAGUUAUCCAAAGCAUUGCUGUUCACAUACAUCUGUCCAUCUACCAAAAUGGACUCACUCCGUGCUCAACAGCUUGCUUAACACAUGCUUAAGCAUCGAGUAGAGCACAUAAAUACUAAUGCUUGACUUGAGAUGCGUGGUAGAUGAUUGCACACACAAAAUCAUUUCCCAGAACAGUUUUUACCUGGUUGCCUCAUCAUAAAACAGAUUUGCUUAAAAUAAAUUGAUAUUGUAUACAAAAAGUCAAUUUAUGGCGAUGUUUGAAUAAUGAAAGUGAAAACAAUGCUGGCCUCAUGGUACGUAAUACAAAAGUCAGUUCUAACAGUAGCUUUUGACUUUUCAGAGUUUACAUUAAAAAGAAUCUCACAUCAGUGCUGUGCUAUUGCCGCACUGUUGAUCUCGGCUCCAUUCAACAGCUGGGUUAUAGUGCUGUUCUUGUAAUUUACAAGGGGAACUUUAAGUUUGGCCUUUGGCUUUCAAAUUGUCCCUUUCUUAAAUGCACCAUUUUUUUUUUUUAAUUAUUUGCCUAUAUUUUUCAGUGAAGUGCUCUGUGUGGCAAAAUUUGUGUAUAUAAAAAAAAAAAAAAAAAAACACCCAAAAAAUGGUAGAACAUGACAAUUUGGGCUAUGAAGAGUUUAAUAGCUUAACUUUCUAGUGACCGAUACUAUUUUCAUAAGGCUCUUGUUUUAAAGUUGUUUACAAAUGUACUUUUCUUCUUCUGUUAAACUAUCUGGAGUGUUCAGGAGGUUUUUCAUGUACACUUUUGUCCGGUUAAAGCCAUUCUACUGGUAAUGGAGGUGACACAUCUAGUUUUGUCCGGGCAGUGCCUUCUAGGAAAGGUAACAGGCUCUGCUUUUUGUUCAAGUAUGUGUUCUGUAAGAUACUGUGUAACUGAAAGUAUGCUUCUGUACACUGUGCAGUUCUACCAAAAAAUGCUUUUUUUUAGGCUUGUUUGGUUUUGUUUUGAUGUUUUCUUUUUUUCUGAUGAGAAGCUGAAGAUUGUAAUUCAAAACUUGUAUAUAAAAUGGUGAAUGAUUUCAUAUGA
Messenger RNA from Gallus gallus (chicken), 5347 nucleotides. RefSeq names its product mitogen-activated protein kinase kinase kinase 7 (gene MAP3K7). NCBI's taxonomy places the organism in Eukaryota, Metazoa, Chordata, Aves, Galliformes, Phasianidae. The record is from RefSeq and is a predicted model, not a curated record. The transcript is spliced from 19 exons. Gene Ontology annotation, molecular function: MAP kinase kinase kinase activity; ATP binding; magnesium ion binding. Bases 470 to 2449 code for a protein of 659 amino acids. Gene Ontology annotation, biological process: positive regulation of canonical NF-kappaB signal transduction; JNK cascade; protein phosphorylation.